GCAGCCUAUACACGGACACCUUACUUCUAUAUUUCUAAAACCCUACGCUAAAUCUCUUCUGUCUCGGCUUCUCUCCUUCGGCGGGAGAUUACUCAUUCUAGCCUUCCUAAUCUCUCUUCGACUGGAGGAAAAGUCCUCCCCAAACGAGUUCCCACACUUUACUCCAUUCUUUCCGCCGAAAAAACAAUCACCCUUCCCUUGUUUUUCUCUUCUCGGAGAAACCCUAUCGAACGAGAUGCAUCCCUUCUUCCCCUCCCUCCCCAACCAAAUCCAACCCCAAGGAGGCGCCGAUCCAUCUAAUCAACAGGCGAUGCUGUUAAACCCUACUCAGUUCCCAUCCCAUGGCCGAAACCCUCAAUUUCCAACUCCACCGAUGGCUAAUUUCAACAAUCAAAAUUCCAAUUGGAGAAAUGUCAGCGGAAACCCCAUGGGCAUGCCCAACCAGCCUCUUUCGAUGCCUUUUCCUUCCUUGCUGAGAGGUCCCAACGUGCCUCCAAUGGCCCAGAACAAUCAGAUGGGAGUUCUUCCCCAACCAGGGCCGUUUGGUAUGAACCAGGCUGUGCAAGCUCUGAACCAGGUCAUGGCGAUGCAGCUGCUCGGACAGCAAAAUCUCAACUUUCUUGCUUCGUUGCAACCAGGCAGCCUGUUUUUGGCCAACAAUUUGCCUCGCAACAUCAACCAAGUUGCGCCUCUGUCGAAUGAACAGGUUCGUCUGCAAGACCUAACGAUGCAAGGGAAUCAGAUCAGUUCUCUCAACUUUCCUCCGCCCUCUCAUCCUACAGGAUCUAACAACCCUGGCUUCGUUGGUACUCCUCAUAUGCCUACGAGUAAUUCAAAUACUAAUAUCGGUAAUGUGAAAUUAGCUUUUAAUGCCACGAAAAAUACAGUGGGUCAGAAUGGCAAGCCCAUCUUCCGAGGUCAAAUGCAGAAUCAUCAGUAUGGGAAGAAUAUGCAACGAAGUGGGCACUGGCCUCAGGUGAAUUCAGUUGAAGAUGGUAAAAGAAAUAUCAACUCUGAAAAUUCAUCUAGUAAGAAAUUCACAAGAAAUCUUCAUGGAUAUGGAAAAAGAGAAUCAUCACAUAUGAGAUUCCAGAAAUCUCAACUUCAUCACUCAAAAAAUCCAAAUGGAAGUAGGGGACCAUUUAACAGUCCUUGUAGAAGAGGACAGGACAGAUGGAGAGAGAGAAAACCUCAGCUUGCAAACUGUAGUGAACCAGCUACAGCUGGAAGCAAAAGGUGCCUUCCUGUAAGCUAUGCUGAAAAUGAAAUCCAACAAUGGCGUGAAGCACGCAGAAAGAACUUUCCAACCAGAGCUAACAUAGAAAGGAAAUUGACUGGAAGCGGCACAAGUAAUGAAGAUGCUGAUAGUGAUGCCAAACUCCGCUGCCAGCAAUUGAAGGAAGUUUUAGCCAAACAGGCAGAACUAGGUGUUGAAGUUGCUGAAAUACCUCCCAAUUAUCUUUCUCCUGAAAAUGAAAAUGAGAGGAAAGAACUGCAUGUGACUGACCGAUUUUCCAAUAAAUACAAUAAGAAGAGAGGUAGUCAUGGUCGGGAUAAGUGGAAUGCUAAAAGGCCAAAAUUUAAAAAUGAGGUAUCCACUGAUUCUUUUCCCACUGUUAAGAAAAGGGAACCAACCCUUCUGCAGAAGCUUCUGAACACUCAGAUAAAGAGAGACAAUAUCCAGCUGUUGCAAGUUUUCAGGUUUAUGACCUUAAAUUCUUUCUUCAAUGGGUUGCGUGAUAGGCCUUUGGAAUUUCCAGAGAUUACAGUAAAAGAUGCAGGACUGGAGAAUGAAAUUGGUUUAAAGAAGAAUCCAUCCUUGAAUAGUGUGGACAUUGAUGAUUCCAGAGCCAGCAAGAAUUUCUUAAUUGAGGAAAUCAAAUGUCAAAAAGAUUUGAAUGUAGUUAACAAUUGAGAAAGUGGAUCCAGCAAAGACAACAGUGAUAGUGUCAUUGAUGAGGAUGAAAGUGGAUUUUAACCAUGUGAGCAAGGAAAAUUCUAUUGGAGAGAGUUCUAAAAAAGCAGGAGGAGAAGAGAUCAGUGAUUAAAGAGAGAUCUUGCGGUCAUUUGGUACCUAAUAUGGAAUAGCCAAUAUAUGACUCUAUAGCUUAAUUUUCAUGUCGGACUAGGGUUUUUGAAAGGUGGGUUUUAUUUAUAUUUUUUUCCCCUCUUCCUGUUGAAACGUCUGCUGCUUUGCAUGAAAUGCCAAUUGUCAUGAAUUUAGAGCUUGAGUUUUACAGUAGAAUUCUUAUUUAGCUUGCUGAUAGUUCUGCAGAAUGGUGACUGUGGGCAAUAUUUGUUCAGGCUCAUAGUACACAGAGCUAUGACCUGUAAUUCCAAGUUAUCUGCAGGUCAACAAUUGGAUGCAACAUCGGAUUAUUAAGCUUAUGAUUUGGAUCUUAAGCAAUGGUCUAAUUUAGGAGCCUGGGUCUGUAUUCUCUUUUGGUCUGAAAAUGUGAAUGGAGCAUGGUUAAUUUUCAUCA
Molecule: messenger RNA, 2483 nt
Organism: Phoenix dactylifera (date palm)
Lineage: Eukaryota; Viridiplantae; Streptophyta; Magnoliopsida; Arecales; Arecaceae
Biological process (GO): box C/D snoRNP assembly
Cellular component (GO): nucleus
Molecular function (GO): RNA binding
Source: RefSeq, a predicted model, not a curated record